Messenger RNA from Lodderomyces margitis, 412 nucleotides. RefSeq names its product SOU1. The transcript has a single exon. The annotation marks the transcript as partial. The record is from RefSeq and is a predicted model, not a curated record. Gene Ontology annotation, molecular function: oxidoreductase activity, acting on NAD(P)H, oxygen as acceptor. NCBI's taxonomy places the organism in Eukaryota, Fungi, Ascomycota, Pichiomycetes, Serinales, Debaryomycetaceae. Gene Ontology annotation, cellular component: intracellular anatomical structure.
CGACUUGAAUGGUGUUUACUACUGUGCUCAUACUGUGGGUAAAAUCUUUAAAAAGAAUGGUAAAGGCUCAUUAAUUGUGACAUCCUCGAUAUCUGGUGAUAUUGUCAAUAUCCCUCAAUUACAAGCCCCUUAUAAUACAGCAAAAGCUGCCUGCACCCAUUUGACAAAAUCUUUGGCAGUUGAAUGGGCUCCAUUCGCUAGAGUGAAUUCUAUUUCACCGGGUUACAUUGAUACCGAUAUUACUGAUUUUGCUAGCAAAGAUAUGAAGGCUAAAUGGUGGCAAUUGACGCCAUUAGGAAGAGAAGGCUUGGCACAGGAAUUGGUUGGUGCUUACUUGUACUUGGCAUCGAAUGCAUCGACUUAUACAACUGGUGCUAAUCUUAUCGUCGAUGGCGGUUAUACAUGUCCUUAG